AUGGCUUCUUCCCGCGGCUCGUCCCUACGCCGAAUCUCUCUCCUCUCCUUACUCUUCGUGUACUUCCCCAUCAUCACCACCUAUUCCUAUUCUGUCUUUGGAGUCAACGCGAAGCCCAUCGACCUUCCGUUGUCGACGUCAAGUUCGCAACUGAGCAAACGCACUGCACGUACUACGGCUCCCGCUGGGGCCCUCGUUGUAAGUAAAUCCCCUGCAAGUGGGCAGUAUAGCACUGUACAGGCGGCGGUGGACGCGCUUCCGGAUGAUGGAUCGACGCAGGUUAUUUUCAUCGAGACGGGAACAUACGACGAACAAGUGUAUAUUGACAGGAGCGGAAUGUUGACGAUCCUCGGCGAAACCGCCAACACCGCCAACUACGCCUCCAACGUCGUCACUAUCACUAACUCGCUCUCAGCCACCGCUGCCGGAUCGGACGACGCGAGCGGAACCUUGAGGGUACAUAAAGAUGAUUUCGCGCUAUAUAAUAUCAACGUGAAGAAUACUUUCGGACAAGGUUCACAGGCACUUGCGCUUAGCGCGUAUGGAACGAACCAUGGGUAUUACGGUGUGGGAUUUUACAGCUAUCAAGACACCGUUUUAGCCGAACAGGGUGCCCAAUACUACGGUUAUUGCUACAUCGAAGGCGCGGUAGACUUCAUCUUUGGUCAACACGGGUUCGCGUUCUUCCAGAGAAGCACCAUUGCGUCCGUUGGUCCUGGAACGAUUACUGCUGACGGACCGAGUGAAAAAGGAGAUGGGCUUUUCGUCAUCAAUGAAUCGACAAUCGAACAAAGCGCUGCUGCGACUGAAGAUUUGACCGGGCUGGUUUAUUUGGGGAGACCGUGGACUGAAUAUGCUACGUAUGUUUUCGUUGCCUUCACCUCCUGUACCCUCGGCUCCGUCAUCAACAGUGCCGGCUGGGAAAUAUGGUCCACCUCCGAACCGAACACAGAGGAUGUUACAUUUGCGGAAUAUGACAAUGGCGCCGGCUCCGUUGGAACCCGUGCCUCUUUCGCGACGAAACUGACGUCGAAUGCUGGGUAUACCGCUGCGGCUGUUUUGGGGAGUAGUUGGACAUCCUGGGUUGAUCAGGGGUAUGUUGAUCAGUAA
Molecule: messenger RNA, 1110 nt
Organism: Lentinula edodes (shiitake mushroom)
Lineage: Eukaryota; Fungi; Basidiomycota; Agaricomycetes; Agaricales; Omphalotaceae
Product: carbohydrate esterase family 8 protein
Exons: 8
Coding region: 1-1110 (369 amino acids)
Biological process (GO): cell wall modification
Molecular function (GO): pectinesterase activity
Source: RefSeq, a predicted model, not a curated record